Messenger RNA from Silurus meridionalis, 2706 nucleotides. RefSeq names its product Usher syndrome 1C (gene ush1c). Bases 184 to 1797 code for a protein of 537 amino acids. Gene Ontology annotation, cellular component: stereocilia ankle link complex; plasma membrane; cilium. Gene Ontology annotation, molecular function: protein binding. The record is from RefSeq and is a predicted model, not a curated record. NCBI's taxonomy places the organism in Eukaryota, Metazoa, Chordata, Actinopteri, Siluriformes, Siluridae. Gene Ontology annotation, biological process: inner ear morphogenesis; inner ear auditory receptor cell differentiation; inner ear receptor cell stereocilium organization. The transcript is spliced from 13 exons.
GAGCUGAAAAGUUCUCAAAGGGAAAUGUGGUGUGUCAAUAUCUUGCAUGUAAAGGUUUUCCUUUAAAAAACCUUUCUCUCACUUUUCCUUUAGAUUUUGCAUCACAAUGUGUAAAAGGAUGCAAGUCUUUUCACUUGGUUUCUUUUGGUUGGAUCAGUUUGGUAGCGGUCAAAUUUAAGUUGGAUGGUUGGAACAUGUUACUUCCUGUUUAAUUUUUUUUAUCUUGAUCCCCUAGCUCGCAACUGGUUUUAUCGCUAUGAAGGAAAGUUACCUACACUCAGAAAGAAAGGAAAAGAGACAAAGAAGAAGAAGAAGAUGUCCAAGACAGACACACUUCCAAUUGAGAAAAGGAACAAGAAAGAGAUGGAGUUUGAGAUAAAAUUGGCAAAGGAAAAGGAAGAGAUUCUUGAGCGAGAGAAACAGAUGAAAAUCAAUCGACUCUUGCAAGAGGUAACAGAGACAGAGCGUGAGGACCUAGAAGAAUCAGAGAAAGUGCAGUACUGGGUGGAGAGGCUCUGUCAGACUAGACUGGAGCAGAUUUCCUCUGUGGAGAAUGACUCUCCCGAGAUGAGUCCUCCAUCUCGAUCUCCCGUAUCCACUGUGCAAAGAUUCCCUGGUGGCUUUCAGCUUGCCACUACUGACCUGGAUGACAUCAACUUGGAUGAGGUUGACCAAAGUCUAAGACAGCCACUGAAAAAACUGGCCCCUACUCCUCCCACCUCCAAUCAGUUCCCACCACCUUUACCACUUCCUCCACCUUCACCUCACUUCUAUCACAAAUCUGUUCACCCUUCUCCAUCCCCAAGGCCAUCUCUUACUCCCUCCUAUCCUCCCCCUCCUUCACAGCUAGCUCCACAGCGCCCACCUUCUCCACCCGCUCCCAGAGUGCCCCCUGCUUCGAUCAGUCAUGGAUGGCAACCCCCUCCCACCACUCGAUCUCAGACUCAGGCCCCCUGGUCUUACUCUCACCCACCACCUCCACCUCCUCCACCGCCUCCUCCUCCACCACCACCACCGCCACCUCCUCCUCCACCUCAACAUUUAGAUUACCAAACCUUCCCUCAGAGCUACCACCGACCACACAGCCCCUCAGAACAUAGGAAUGAAUGGGAGGACAACGGCUACAGGCAACGAGGGGGCUACCCUACAAAUGGCUCAAAUGAAUUCUCCUACCGUGGCAGCGCACAGGUUAUGAGAAACACGUCUAAUGUUAGCAGAAUAUCAACCUACAGCAGUCCACUGCAAAUAGCACCCAGCCCUCCUACUCAGAGGAGGCAAAUGAAUCCAGUCAUGUCAAAACCAGUCAUGCUGCCCCAAUCAAAGACCUCAUACAGAACCAUAUUACGGCCUGAGCCCACGUCACCACAGAUGCUUAAGAGGAUGGUGGUGUACAACACUUCAUUUAAGUCAAAGAAGAAACAAGGCUUUCAGAAAUAUGUGGAGGACUUCGAUCCCUAUUCAAUGUUUACCUCUGACCAAAUAGAAGGAAAAGAUGUGCGGCUGCUGAGAAUUAAGAAGGGAGGCCCAUUGGACAUUGCUGUGGAAGGAGGAAUAGACACUCCACUGGGAAAACUUGUGGUUUCAGCCAUUUAUGAAGGUGGCUCAGCUGAUAAGCAUGGUGGAGUGGUGGCCAGUGAUGAGAUCAUGGCAGUAAAUGGAAAAAUCCUGACAGAUGCAACCCUGACUGAAGGGCAGAACGCUUUAGCUCGGGCCUGGAACAGUGGAGGGGACUGGAUUGACCUUGUGAUAGCAGUUUCUCCACCAAAGGAAUAUGAAGAUGAAGUGACAUUCUUCUAAGAUCCUGGAUCCAGGACAUUCUUCAGAUUGACAGACCUUUUUUUUUUUUUUUUACAUUUUGUCUAUGCUUAAUUUGAAGCUGUGCGGAAUACUUUUGUAUUUUGUGCAGAAGAAAUUGUGGUUUGAAAUGAUUUUUCCCCAUAACAAGUCACAGGAACUGAAGAGCAUUCUUAAGGUCAAUAAAAAAAAGUUUAUUUCCCUGUGAUUGUGGUUUAUCUGUCUUGUGUGUAAGAACUUGCAAAAAAAAGACCUUAGAAACUUGCAUAGAGUGUGAUGUGAAAGAUUCUUUCUAUUCUUGGUGUGAGCUAUGUUGCUGUGUUCUGUGUCAGUAAGUGAAUCCAUGCCACCAAACUCAUUCCAGUCUGACUUGAAACCUGUUUUAUCCAAUUUAGAGUCUAUUCCUCCAGAAUUAUUUUUCUUUGUUAGACAAUAUUUCACACAUGCUGACAUUUUAGAAGAUUGAAAUUAAUGUUAGAAAAGAUAAAAUCAUGCAUAAAUGGCAGGAGGGGUUGUGGGAGUGAAACAUUGCAUUUGCACCACCUACUGUUGGGAUAAUUAUACAAGUAUACAUUAUACUUCAUUUUGCCACACAUCUUGAAAGAUAUUAAUCAAAGGAUUUCUUUAUUGAUUUAUUUCUUUUAAUUUAUUUGAAAUUAAAGUAAAUGUAGCAUAAUUUGUAAAAUAUUUUAAAAUGUGGAAGUGGUAUCUAAGUAGUUAACUGUCUAAAUGACUGAUCGUAAGGUUAAGGGUGCAAACUCCAGUAUCUUAAGCUUAAGGCCCUUAACUCUCUCUGAUCCUGGGGUGCUGUACCAUGGCUGACCUUGUGCUCUGAUUCCAGCUUCCUAACAUUGCUGGGAUAUGUGAAGAAAUAAUUGCACCGUGCUGUAAGGUACAUGGGACAAGUACAAA